AUGAACUAUCCUUUGUUUCUCGUUGCCCUCGCGGGUCUUGGAACCGCUUCGCCAACUACUCAACCUAUUGAUUUUGACGCCAUCUUGUCUGCCACCGCGCCCUCCUUUACUGGCCCUCCUGUCACUGCCACGGGCCAGACCGGUGUCUAUAACGCAGCUGCCGCUUCUUCAAUCGCUGCUGUCGCGGCCACUGGUGUGGCCUCGGCCAGUGCUGCGUCGUCUAUCGUGGCUCGUGAUAUCUUGGAGAAACGAAACUUCUGCUUCUUUGGAUACUGCAUUGGAUCUCCCGGUUCGACUUCCACAAGCUGUACUACUUCAUCGACCAAGGCUGUUACGUCAACAAGCUGCACGACUUCGUCGACCAAGGCAGUCACUGUUACUGCAACUACAUCUUCUGUCACCAAGACUACGGCUUCUGUCGCGAUUACAUCUUCUGCUGCUACCAUCACCACGGCUCCCUCGACCUGUACGCCAGUGAGCUGGACCAACACCAAUUCUUUCACUACCGCGACAACCUGCUCGGCUCCGUAUGAGGUUGGUACCUACUGUGGGUUUAUCAACCCGGAAGACCCUUGCGCAGUUCAACCCGAUGGAAAUGGCCCCCAUGUCGAGCCAGACACCGUAGAGGCCUUUGAAGCGUACGAGGAGUUUCACCAGGAUGCCUUGACGGCGAAGACUCCGACCGGCUACGCCUCUACCUUCAAGGAUCUCAACGCUUCCGUAAAUGCCAACAGUUAUCUUGGUCUCUACACUCUCAAGAGCUAUGACGUUGCUCAAUGCGCCAGCUUGUGUGACAGCACAAACCUCUGCACCGGAAUCAAUAUCUACGUCGAGCGUGACCCCUCGAUCAACCCUGCUGGCUGUUCUUGCACAAACCCGGCAUCGAUCUCGAACUACAAAUGUACCCUCUGGGGCUCCGGCGUCGACAAGGCUGCCGCAGUCAACUACGGCGAAUGGCGAGACGGCUUCCAAGUGGUUAUCGCCGGCUCCAACGGGUAUGAGAAGACAAACACCACUACGCCAACAACCCCCUCCGGCUGGACCAACCCCCAGAACUGCAGCAGUGUUGUCCACAACCAUCCCACUACUUGCAUGGGGCAGAAGUUCUUCCCGGGUCCAUUCGAUAUCAAUGUCUGCGCCUCCUAUGCUGCUUCCCAGAAUACCAAGAACUCCAAGUCUCUCGGCCUGGCAUCUUGGGCCAGCUGGUUUGGUUACAGUCCUUUGCGGUGCAAUUUCUUCAACGCCUUCAUGAUCAAGGAGAACGGAAUCGCAAAGGGCACUUACUGCAGUCUCUUCACUCAACAGUACGCCCCCUCAGCUGCUACUUACAAGCCCAACUUCUCUGGUGGUAUUUCUUGGGGCGUCGAGAGCAGCUGGAGCUUCUGCUCUGCUUAA
Messenger RNA from Colletotrichum spaethianum, 1395 nucleotides. RefSeq lists its product as uncharacterized. The transcript is spliced from 2 exons. The coding region runs from base 1 to 1395 and encodes 464 amino acids. Lineage: Eukaryota; Fungi; Ascomycota; Sordariomycetes; Glomerellales; Glomerellaceae. The record is from RefSeq and is a predicted model, not a curated record.